GCGAGUGUGGGGCAUCUCUGGCAUCACUGGUCCCAUCUGAAAACACUGAAUAACAGUUCUAUACUAACAUUGCUAACCUGUUUCUCUUUUUUUAACAUAUGCCAUAACUGUUGAUAUGAAAAACUAAUUUAUAUUAUAUCGCGUAUUGCGUAAGAUGUAAAUAUUUAUUACGACGUAUUAUAGAAUUAUCUGCAAUAUUUGUUUGCUGCCAAACAUGAAUACUUGGACAAAUAAAAAGCACAGCGUUCACUGUCAGCCAGAUGUUCAUAUAAUGGGUUGCAUUGAGCGAACUCAAGGAGAUGGUAUGGAAAAUGCAACAAUAGACAAGAUCGAGAUUAAACAGAGUCGAAGUCGUCUAGGAGACACUCUUAUUUACCAUCCCACAAACUUGAAGCAAUUAGGGUCAACAGCUCCGGUCACUCCCAUUGGUACAAUAGUAAACUUGGUGCCAAAAAAUAUUCGUAAUGCAAAACAGGAGAAGCACAUCUUGCACUCCUUGAAAUCAAAAGAACCAAAAUUUGUACCAUACGAACCUUACAAAGCUGCUGUAAAUCCAAUAGUGCCGUUUGAAAAAAGAAACAAAAAAUUACCCAAGAAUAAGUCUAGCUUGAACACCACAGUUACGCAAAUUGCUACGAUGAAGAUUCAAGAUGACGCGAGGAUGAAGGAUAGUAUGAAAGAAAGUAAAGAAAAAACAUCUGAAGAUGAAUGGAACAAUGAGAAAAGAAUAUAUGAGGUUGAAAUUCGUAAGCUGAAAGAGGAAAACAGUCAGCUUGAAACUCAAUUAAAAUUUCAAGCACAGGUCAAUGGAGAAUUAAAAAAUUUGUUGGUUGCUGCAGUGGGAGAGGAUUUAGAAACAAGAGUUCAUUUGUUAACCGAAGAUAAAUUGCAACUUGCGAGAGCUCUCCUAAAUUCGGCCCAAAAUUUGUCAACGCAUCAGGAACAAACGGAAUGGCUAGCAGGCCAGUGUGAAGUUUGGAGAAGUAAAUUUCUAGCUAGUAGCUUAAUGGUGGAAGAUUUGGCAAGAUGGAAAGCUGCGCUCUGCCAGAGAACGACAGAACUGCAGGAAAUUAUGAAACGACUCUUAGAAGAACAUAACGUUAUUCGGGAUACAUCGCUUAAAACAUACAGAAUACUUACGAUCCUACGAGAGAAAUUUGAUUCCAUAGGAACAACGUCCGGCAAGAAACAUGAAUUAGCUAGUACCAAUAUUGUCGAUCUUACACAGGGAUGUUGGCAACUCGCGAAAAUUUUGAAAGUGAGUCUUCUGAGCGGUAUCCCGGAGUCAGAAUUACAGAAAGAACUGAAUAUAACUGGUUUAGAUAUGAAAACACUCGCUGAGAACAACGCGGAGAAGUUGUUGAUGAAUCAAAAAUUACCUAUGACUGGGAGAGAAGAUGUUGCCUGUACCGCAGUGAUGGGAGCGGCGGUCGCGGUCGGCGGACAAAUGUUUCUUCCCCAAUGCGACGUGAAUAAUAUGACAUGUUGCCCACACUGCAGUGGCGAGAUUAAACAGAUUUGAAAAUAAUUCCACUUUUAUACAAUCUUCUACAUAUAUGUAUAAUAUCUUUUUAUACUAAAUAUACAAGUAUUUUUUCAUCUGGUGCCAAAAUUUUGUACAGCUACAUCUUUAAUUAUUCUGUUUCUUUAGUGAAACAAUCAGUGAUAAUAUUUAUAUAUUAUACGUUAUAAUUUUACAUCAUUUUAAAAAAUUAGUCUGCUCUUGUAAACAUCAGUAAUCUAAGAAUUCUCUUGUAUAACCUGGUGUUUCAUCACUAUAUUUCCUAAUUUAUUUGUAAACGUAUAUUUUCUGCUUGUAUAAAUUAUAUAAUUUAUUUAAAAUAA
This is a messenger RNA of Solenopsis invicta (red fire ant), 1845 nucleotides long. Its product is annotated as golgin-45. Bases 215 to 1522 code for a protein of 435 amino acids. Lineage: Eukaryota; Metazoa; Arthropoda; Insecta; Hymenoptera; Formicidae. Gene Ontology annotation, biological process: Golgi organization; Golgi to plasma membrane protein transport. The record is from RefSeq and is a predicted model, not a curated record. Gene Ontology annotation, cellular component: Golgi membrane. The transcript has 6 exons.